Hemicordylus capensis (graceful crag lizard) is the source of this 608-nucleotide messenger RNA. RefSeq names its product ribosomal protein L32 (gene RPL32). Gene Ontology annotation, molecular function: structural constituent of ribosome. The coding region runs from base 154 to 561 and encodes 135 amino acids. The transcript is spliced from 4 exons. Gene Ontology annotation, biological process: translation. Gene Ontology annotation, cellular component: ribosome; cytosolic large ribosomal subunit. The record is from RefSeq and is a predicted model, not a curated record. Lineage: Eukaryota; Metazoa; Chordata; Lepidosauria; Squamata; Cordylidae.
GGAUCAGCUUCUUUCCCAUCUCCAUGAACGCGGGAAGCAUCUGAUCUGGCAGGACCUGACAGAGACUUCCCAUCAUCCUUCGCGACUCCCUACUUCGCUCUUUCUCUCGGCGCUUCCUAGCUGUGAGGAAGCCGCCAUUCCACAGCCGACACUAUGCCUGCGCUCAGACCUCUCAUCAAGCCUAAGAUUGUCAAGAAGAGGACUAAGAAGUUCAUCCGUCAUCAGUCUGAUCGCUAUGUCAAAAUCAAGCGUAACUGGCGCAAACCAAGAGGUAUUGACAACAGAGUUCGCAGAAGGUUCAAGGGCCAGAUCUUGAUGCCAAACAUUGGGUAUGGUAGCAAUAAGAAGACAAAGCACAUGUUGCCUUCAGGGUUCAGAAAAUUUCUGGUUCAUAAUGUCAAAGAGCUGGAGGUGCUGAUGAUGAGUAACAAAUCCUAUUGUGCAGAGAUUGCACACAAUGUUUCCUCCAAGAAUCGGAAGGUAAUUGUGGAGAGAGCAGCUCAACUUGCUAUCAAGGUUACCAAUCCAAAUGCCAGACUGCGCAGUGAGGAAAAUGAAUAAAUGGUUGCUCUUGUACAACUGUCUUUAAUAAAAGUAUUUAAAAAGUG